AGCAGAUUUGAAUUGUUUGCGUCAGUUUGCGUGAUUUCGUGUGGAAGCUUUUGAAUGUGUUUCAACAGACAGCGGGGCAGCAGGGAGAAGCGCGCUCAUCGGGAUGGACGGCGGGGCUUCCAGCGACGUGUUUUUUCUGCCCGAGGAGAAGUUUGACUUCGACGUGUCGCUGUCCCCAUGCAGCACUGCGGAUGAAGAUGAGGACGAGGUGUUUGUGGGUCCGGUCAGCCAUAAGGAGCGCUGCGUUUCUCAAGCCGUGGCGUCCAGGCUGCAGAGCGAAGGCGUGCAGGCGAGCUGGAGCCCUUUGACCGGCGAGCAGCUGGAUGCUAUUUGUCAGGAAGCACACAAGCUGGCCAAUGAGCUGCAGAGCAGCGAGCCGGCCGGCGGCACCGCCGCCGACACUGAGGACUUCAUCCAGGACGGCGAGGCCAAGCUGGGGGUGCUGGACCCUGCUGCCCGCGUGCUGAGCCCGGUGAAGCGGGAGACCUUCUGCGUGCAGGACAGUCCCAUGAAGCUGCUGCCGCCCGCCGUCCAGCGCCAGGUGCUGAGAGGCAGCGGCAGCAGGGCAGCGCGGGCCAGCUGCAGUGCAGCUUCAACAUCCCUCCUCUCCGCCUCCGCCUCAUCGUCACGCCCCUCCACCUCCUCUUCCCGCCUCUCCACCUCCAGCCCCAGAGAUGGAGCCAAGGCUCCGGCCCGGCCGGCGCUGCGGGGGAAAGCGGCGAUGGGCGGCUCCGCCGUGCUGCCCAACAAGCUGCCCGCCAUGCACAGCUCCGGUUCAGCCAGCAGGGGCAGAAUGGAGAGAACCCGACUGCAGCCACCGAGCAAAGUGGCGUGCGGUUCGAAGCGAAGCCCCACCUCCCGUCGCUCCACUCGCUCCCAGUCGUGCGAGGAUCUCCUUUCUGACACGGAGAGUGUGACCUCUAACCUCAGCGACUCCUCCGUCGGCUCCUGCACGUCGGGGAAACGCGUGAUGGCUCCGCCCACCAAGACUGUUGGCGUGAGGAGCACAUCAGGAGGUAAAGCUCCGCCCCUUCAGAACAGGAGGAACACGUCCUCGUCUUCGUCCUCGGUGUCCAGCUUCAACUCCAGCACGUCUCUGUCCCCGGCUCAAGGUAAAGUCGGCUCCUCUCUGAACUGCAGUCUCAGCGGCGGCCCUGGCCCCGCCCCCGGCAGCGUCCCCAGAGCGGCCAACCCGGGCCAAGCGCGCCGCUCCACAGUGGAGCCGCCGCGGCCCGCCACCGCUGGCCGCCGCUCGCUGUCCACACACCCCAGGCUGCCGGAAGCGGAAUGUGUGAAGGCGGCCAGACGGUCGCUGCUGAAGAGGGCCGACUCCACGCCCGCCCAGGCCACGCCCAGCAAGAGGCCGGCGGAGCGGCAGUCCGGCCGGCCUCAGGGCCCGCUGAGGGCCACGGCGCUGCCGACGCCCGGCACCGCCGGCAGAGCAGCAGCCGGCGUCUCCAGUGUGCCGAAGCCGAAGAGGCUGAUGUCCCUCAGCAGCUUGGACAGUCUCCCUCAGAAGCCGUCGGCCGGUCCUCUGACGCCCUCUGCGGGCGGCUGUGCGUCGCUGCAGGUGAAGGCCCGCCGCCCCUCCGCCCUCCCCACGCCGGUGAGACGCAGAGUGUCCGCCAUCCCGUCCCCACGGUCCACCAACCCCGCCCACGCUGCGCCGCUGCCGCCGCCACCCGUCUCCGCCUCAGACCGGGGCUCGGCUCGGAGAGAGUGCAGCUUCAGCCCCACAGCCAAACCAGUCCAGGAGGAGGAGCCUGGCGACAUCCCUGACAUCCAGCCCUUCUGCCUGGACGAGGAGGAGGAGGAGAAGGUGGAGGAGAAGGAGGAGGUGGAGGAGGAGAAAGAGGAGGAGGAUAGGGUGGAGCCGCCCAGCCCCCCAUCACCACCCCCCCACCGUCCCAAGCAGACAGAGAGUCCAGACGGGACCGAGCUGAGUCGGGAAGAGCCAGAACCCAACGGCAACGUGAUGGAGGUCCAGACGCCCGGAGACAGCAACGGACAGAUGGAGGAGGUUCUCCUGCUGGAUGUUCCAGCUCCGGAUCUGCAGCCUCAAGAGAAACUGCUCAUCGACCUAACCAACACCCCGGAUCUGAUCAAGACCGGCGGCAAGACUGCCUCCGCGGCUCAGCUGAUCGACCUGAGCUCUCCUCUGAUCAAGUGGAGUCCUGAGGAGAAGGGCGAGAACACGGCGCCGCUCAUCAACCUGUCCUUCUGACCCCGCCCUGCUCAUCAACCUGUCCUCCUGACCCCGCCCCGCUCAUCAACCUGUCCCCCUGACCCCGCCCUGCUCAUCAACCUGUCCCCCUGACCCCGCCCCGCUCAUCAACCUGUCCCCCUGACC
This is a messenger RNA of Salarias fasciatus (jewelled blenny), 2350 nucleotides long. It is a transcript of the gene gtse1, whose product is annotated as G-2 and S-phase expressed 1. The transcript is spliced from 13 exons. Bases 104 to 2224 code for a protein of 706 amino acids. The record is from RefSeq and is a predicted model, not a curated record. Lineage: Eukaryota; Metazoa; Chordata; Actinopteri; Blenniiformes; Blenniidae. Gene Ontology annotation, molecular function: microtubule binding. Gene Ontology annotation, cellular component: microtubule cytoskeleton; cytoplasmic microtubule.